Pseudomassariella vexata is the source of this 1150-nucleotide messenger RNA. RefSeq lists its product as uncharacterized. The record is from RefSeq and is a predicted model, not a curated record. Gene Ontology annotation, molecular function: translation initiation factor activity; RNA binding. The transcript has 3 exons. Gene Ontology annotation, biological process: translational initiation. Lineage: Eukaryota; Fungi; Ascomycota; Sordariomycetes; Amphisphaeriales; Pseudomassariaceae. Gene Ontology annotation, cellular component: cytoplasm. The coding region runs from base 316 to 786 and encodes 156 amino acids.
CAUCAACCUUGGCCCCAGUCUGGUUAACUCCGAUGCACGGACUAUUUGAGAGCGGCGUCAAGCAUUUAGAUCCACCGGAAUGAGUAAGAGCGGGGCGUUUGUUGCCGCUAGCGCUCGAGGCUCAGGCCAUGUCUGUUCCGUUGGUUGGCCACAGACGAUGCCGCUUACCAUUUAAUUGCCCAUCGUCACCACAACGCAUUCCAGCUUUUCCACCCACAACAUCGGCGAAGCCCACAACGAAACAUCUGCACACCCAUUUGCGCUGUCUGCUCUAUUCCGACGCGAUCGGGAUAUUCAGUGUUAAACACCGAAAGUAUGCCUAAGAACAAGGGAAAAGGUGGUAAAAACAGACGUCGUGGAAAGAACGAGAACGACAACGAGAAGCGCGAGUUGACCUUCAAGGAAGAUGGCCAAGAAUACGCCCAGGUGAUCAAGAUGCUUGGCAACGGCCGCCUCGAGGCCCUCUGCUUCGAUGGCGCAAAGCGUCUCGCUCAUAUUCGUGGCAAGCUGCGCAAGAAAGUGUGGAUCAACCAGGGCGACAUCAUCUUGUUGUCGCUGCGUGAUUACCAAGACGAGAAGGGCGACGUCAUCCUCAAGUACACCGCCGACGAGGCGCGAUCCCUGAAGGCUUAUGGCGAGCUGCCCGAGUCGGCCAAGAUCAACGAGACGGACACUUACGGACCUAAUGAGGACGGAGAGUGCAACUUCGAGUUCGACGAGGAUCGCGACUCCAGCAGUGACGAGGGUGGUGCUGCCGGCAAGGACAUUGAGAUUGACGACAUCUAAACCAGAGUUUGGAACGGCAUGGUUCACCCGGAGCCAGAGCCCUCAAGGGCUGCUUGGGCCUGGGAAAAGCUGUCUUCUCUCUCAACCCCAGUGUGUUGCUCAUAUGAUUCAUGCUGGGUUCCGCGACAGUUGGACAUGCAGGCGGAGGAGGAGGAUCGGCCAUGGUGGGAGAGACGUCAUGGUCAUUUGGGGGACCGCACACACACACAUCCUGACAUUCUCGACAAAAUUGUUUCUUGGGAUGUGGGGCAUGGUAAUGAGGAAUGAAUUCUGCGAUAGACUCAAAACACGUUUCUUUUCCCGCCAAGUACUUGAGGAAUAGUAAAGACUUGUUUCAUGUGAACCAUUGCGACGUCUACUCGAG